Capsicum annuum is the source of this 2326-nucleotide messenger RNA. RefSeq lists its product as uncharacterized. Bases 506 to 2122 code for a protein of 538 amino acids. The record is from RefSeq and is a predicted model, not a curated record. Gene Ontology annotation, molecular function: protein binding. NCBI's taxonomy places the organism in Eukaryota, Viridiplantae, Streptophyta, Magnoliopsida, Solanales, Solanaceae. The transcript is spliced from 4 exons.
GAAAUAAAAAGAAAAGAAAAAGAAGAUAAGAAGAUGGAAGAAGGGGAAAAUUCAUAUAGAGAAAAAAAUAAGAAGAAGAAGACAGGAAGAAAAACAAAAGAAGAGAAAGAUUGAAAGAUAAGAAAAUGAAAGAAACUCUAAAAUUUAAAAUUUGGAAUUAGAGAACUUUUUAAAAAAUUUAAAAGUUUUUAAAAAUUAUACUUUACAUUUUAAUUAAUUUAAUUACAAUUUAAAUAAAGUUUUGAAAUUAGCUCAAAAUUAUUAUUAUUUUUAAUUCAAAAAAAAUAACUGUCACUUCCCACUUAAUUUUCUCAAGAAACUACCUGCCCCUGCUCUUUUACAACUAACUCCCGCCGCUGAAACCCAAUCCCAUCGUCCACCGCCCCAACAUUUAUAAAUCAACUUUAUCUCCUUUUUCAAUUUUCCAUUCCAUCAAAAUCCAAAAUGAAGUGAUCAAAGCUCAAGAUUCUUGAUUUUCUAAACACCCUUUUAGUGAUUGUUUCCAAUGACAGAAACCAGAACCUGUGAGUUUGAUCACAACAACAAUCCAAAGAAGUCCACUGGGGAUGAAGAACUCAAAGAUGGUUCUUCUGGGUUGUGCUGUUAUGGUGAAAAAGAUGGUAAAGGUGGAAUCUUAAAAGAUGAGUUUUCUGGGCUGCUCUCUACUGGGGAUGAAGUUGGGUUAUCUGGGUUGUGUUGUUAUGGUGAAAAAGAUGUUAAAGGUGGAAUCUUGGAAGCUGGUUUUUCUGGGUUGUUCUCUGAUGAUGCUGAAGAUGAUAAAGAUGGAGUCUUGAGAGAUGGUUUAUCUGGGUUGUGCUCUAAUGAUGUUAAAGGUGGAGUCUUGAAAGAGAGUUUAUCUGGGUUGUGCUCUUAUGGUGCUGAAGAUGACAAAGGUGGAAUCUUGAAAGAUGGAUUAUCUGGGUUUUGUUCUUAUGGUACUGAAGGUGAUAAAGGCGGAAUCUUGGAAGGUGGAUGUUCUGAGUUGCCUUCUUCUGGGGAUGAAGAUCGAUGUUCUGUGUUGCCCUCUUCUGUGGAUGAAGAUGGGUUACCUGUGGUGUCCUGUGAUGGUGAUGAAGAUGAGUUAUCUGUGGUGUCCUGUUAUGGUGAUGAAGAUGAUAAAGGUGGAAUCUUGGAACAUGGAUUUUCUGGGUUGCCUUGCUCUAGGGAUGAAAAUGGGUUAUCUGGGUUGUGUAAUCAUGGUGAAAAAGAUGUUAAAGGUGGAAUCUUGGAGAAGUGGUUAUCUGGGUUGGGCUUAUAUGGUGAUAAAGAUGGUAAAGGUGGAAUCCUGAAAGAUGAGUUUCCUAGGUUGUACUCUUCUGAGGAUGAAGAUGGGUCAUCUGAGUUGUGCUCUUAUGGUGAUGAAGAAGCUAAAGGUGUAACCUUGGAGGAUUGGUUAUCUGGAAUUGGCUGGUAUGCUGAUGAUGAUUUUAAACUUGGAAUGCUGGAAGAGGAAGGGAAGAAGAAACUGAGAUAUUGUGGAACUGUGGAUUGGUUGAGGAGAGAUCCACUAGCUGUUCUUGGAUCAGAUAUCAUGUUGAUUAUUUUGAGCUGUCUCGACGCACGCAGCGUGGCACUGUGUCUCCUUGUGUCUUGCGGAUGGCGUGCUCUUGCUUCUACUGAUAUGAUCUGGAGCUCCAAGUGUGAAGAAUUGUGGCAAGGCAAAACACAUUUGCCUCGGAUAGCGAAAGUCAAUAGAUUGUCGAAGUUGGCGCUUUACUCAUUGUCCAUAAUGGAUGGUAAACGUAAGCGAAUAAGAAGGGAGGAUUUGCAUGAUCAUGUGUGGGAGUUCCAUUUUACCGAGGCGGCUCCCCAGUAUUGGCGAAUGCUCGAUCCCUACUGGACUGGAACAGGACCUCCCUUACGUCGUUAUUUCCUUCCAGAUGGAAGUCAUACUGCAGAACCAGAUGACCAGAUAUGGGGUGGUCAUGAGUCUUGUUACACCAUAGUUACUGGCAUGCUUGCAGAUGGGAAAAUAAGAGAUCACUAUGUAAGGAUUAAUCGUUGGCCGCAGAUGUAUGUGACGAGAAAGGAAGAUUGGAGCUGGGAGGUCUCUAAUGACUUGUGUGUCUACAAGAGCGUACCAGAUUCUGAUAAAGAAGAUGGGACAGGACCUUUGCUCUAGCUUACUAAGCCUCUAGUACUUUGCAGUAGUAAUAUAUGAUCUUGAAGCCGAACUAUGGAAAUGUUUCCUUGGUCUUUCUGUAAUUUCAAUUUUGUUUCUGUUUCUAGAUGCAGUUUGGGAAAAUAAAUAGGCUGUGUUUUGGCCUUCUGUAAACCUUAAUAAGUCUUGCAAGUUGCAAGUUUUAAUUAUUGCUACUUUCUAGAA